CCGUAGCAGGUUUAAAACGCCUUCUCUAGUUUCCUGCAACUCAUUCAUCAACGAUACGACGGAUAUCAUCAUGCGAUUCUACUUCUUGAUUUCUUGCACCUGGCUGGCAGCCGCCGUCUUUGUUACGCUCGUCUCUCACGGCAUUCUAUCCAAUGCGCAGUGGGUCGAAUGUGCAUCAAACAAAAAUGUUGUCAACGUAGACGUUUACUAUGGACCAUUAUGCAGUAAUAGCCUGAAAUGGUUUCUAGAACAGUUCUUAAUAUUAUAUCCACGAUUGAAAUGUCGUAUCCAUGUUACAUUUGUUCCUUACGGUAAUGCUACACACCAUCGCGAAAACGAAACCGGUCCGUGGCAGUUCUCGUGUCAACAUGGACCCAGCGAGUGCUAUGCGAAUAAGAUCCAUGCGUGUGGGAUUCACGCCAUACAGUACUCCGAGCCAGCCAAGGACCACCAACUAUUGACGAUUAAUCUGAUCAGUUGUUCAAUGUUUAUGGGAGCAAUCUCGCCGACUGGUUAUCCAGAGUACAUUCCCAAAGUCAACCUAAGUAAAGAAACGCGAAAGUUGAUGAAGAAUUGCAUCGCGAGCGAACUGGCAGACGAUUUGCUUGCAGCGAAUGGCGACAAAACGAAGGCCCUGCAAUCACCUUUGAGAUUGCCGACGAUAGUGAUCAAUGGGGUAUACUCGAAGGAAAAUCAAGAUGAGGCGAUAAGAAGCUUCCGCAAACUGAUCUGUCGACAUUUGACAGCGGACAAGCCGGACAUCUGCUACAACAGGAAUUAAAAAGGAGUAGGAUCAAGCUAAGCGUUGAAGGUGUGGAGACGAAUAAACAUUUACUCGAAAUAAA
Trachymyrmex cornetzi is the source of this 845-nucleotide messenger RNA. RefSeq names its product gamma-interferon-inducible lysosomal thiol reductase. The transcript has 5 exons. Gene Ontology annotation, molecular function: oxidoreductase activity, acting on a sulfur group of donors, disulfide as acceptor. NCBI's taxonomy places the organism in Eukaryota, Metazoa, Arthropoda, Insecta, Hymenoptera, Formicidae. Bases 71 to 781 code for a protein of 236 amino acids. The record is from RefSeq and is a predicted model, not a curated record.